AUGCCAAUUCUCUUCGCAGCAUCCCACCGUUCCUUGGGACCUCCUGAGCUACAGAGGCCGUAUAGACUGACGCCAUUGUCCCUCACCUCCAGCAUGGUGAUCAAACCCGAGUGUCCUCCCGCGCCGGCACGCAACUCGGGCCGUCACAAACCAUCGGAAGCCCCGCCCAGGUGCACCACCGAGAAGCGCCACGACACCCAGUUGUAUGAUACAUUAACCGAAUUACGGGAUAGUAUUCCUCCUAUGAGAGUUGAAACGGAAAAGGAAGGAGAGGAGAGUGCAACGAAGGACCCGCAAGAAGGAACGCCUAAAACGAUGGUGGAUGAGGUGGCUAUUAUAUGUAUGGCGAGAGAGUAUAUUGCACUCCUCGAGGAGAGAAACAGAUCUCUCGUAGAAGACCACACAGUACUGCAGUCGACAAUUGCUGCGCUUGAGAUGUUAUUUUCACGUUACUGA
Molecule: messenger RNA, 456 nt
Organism: Fusarium falciforme
Lineage: Eukaryota; Fungi; Ascomycota; Sordariomycetes; Hypocreales; Nectriaceae
Exons: 2
Coding region: 1-456 (151 amino acids)
Molecular function (GO): protein dimerization activity
Source: RefSeq, a predicted model, not a curated record